Messenger RNA from Gastrolobium bilobum, 1815 nucleotides. RefSeq names its product photosystem II CP47 reaction center protein. NCBI's taxonomy places the organism in Eukaryota, Viridiplantae, Streptophyta, Magnoliopsida, Fabales, Fabaceae. Gene Ontology annotation, cellular component: photosystem II; membrane. Gene Ontology annotation, molecular function: chlorophyll binding. The record is from RefSeq and is a predicted model, not a curated record. Gene Ontology annotation, biological process: photosynthesis, light reaction; photosynthetic electron transport in photosystem II; photosynthesis. The coding region runs from base 47 to 1573 and encodes 508 amino acids. The transcript has a single exon.
UAAAGUUACAUAGUGUCUAUUUUUUGUUGAUAUAAGAGGUAUUUUCAUGGGUUUGCCUUGGUAUCGUGUUCAUACCGUUGUAUUAAAUGAUCCCGGCCGUUUACUUUCUGUUCAUAUAAUGCAUACAGCUCUGGUUGCUGGUUGGGCCGGUUCGAUGGCUCUAUAUGAAUUAGCAGUUUUUGAUCCCUCUGACCCUGUUCUUGAUCCAAUGUGGCGACAGGGUAUGUUCGUUAUACCCUUUAUGACUCGUUUAGGAAUAACUAAUUCAUGGGGCGGUUGGAACAUCACAGGGGGGGCUAUAACCAAUCCGGGUAUUUGGAGUUACGAAGGUGUGGCCGGAGCACAUAUUGUCUUUUCAGGUUUGUGCUUUUUGGCAGCUAUCUGGCAUUGGGUCUAUUGGGAUCUAGAAAUAUUUUGUGAUGAACGUACUGGAAAACCUUCUUUGGAUUUACCCAAAAUCUUUGGAAUUCAUUUAUUUCUUGCGGGGGUGGCUUGUUUUGGUUUCGGCGCAUUUCAUGUAACAGGAUUGUAUGGUCCUGGAAUAUGGGUGUCCGACCCUUAUGGACUAACCGGAAGGGUACAAUCCGUAAAUCCCGCAUGGGGUGUGGAGGGUUUUGAUCCCUUUGUUCCGGGGGGAAUAGCCUCUCAUCAUAUUGCAGCAGGGACAUUAGGUAUAUUAGCGGGCCUUUUCCAUCUUAGUGUGCGCCCGCCCCAACGUCUGUACAAAGGAUUGCGUAUGGGAAAUAUUGAAACCGUCCUUUCGAGCAGUAUCGCUGCUGUCUUUUUUGCAGCUUUUGUUGUUGCCGGAACUAUGUGGUAUGGUUCAGCAACCACCCCAAUUGAAUUAUUUGGUCCCACUCGUUAUCAAUGGGAUCAGGGAUAUUUCCAGCAAGAAAUAUAUCGAAGAGUUGGUGCUGGGCUAGCCGAAAAUCAAAGUUUAUCAGAAGCUUGGUCUAAAAUUCCUGAAAAAUUAGCUUUUUAUGAUUACAUCGGCAAUAAUCCGGCAAAGGGGGGGUUGUUUAGAGCGGGCUCAAUGGACAAUGGAGAUGGAAUAGCCGUGGGUUGGUUAGGACAUCCUAUUUUUCGAGAUAAAGAGGGGCGUGAACUUUUUGUACGUCGUAUGCCUACCUUUUUUGAAACAUUUCCGGUUGUUUUGGUAGACGGAGACGGAAUUGUUCGAGCCGAUGUUCCUUUUCGAAGGGCAGAAUCUAAGUAUAGUGUUGAACAAGUAGGUGUAACCAUUGAGUUUUAUGGUGGCGAACUCAAUGGAGUCGGUUAUAGUGAUCCAACUACUGUGAAAAAAUAUGCUAGACGCGCUCAAUUAGGUGAAAUUUUUGAAUUAGAUCGUGCUACUUUGAAAUCGGAUGGUGUUUUUCGUAGCAGUCCAAGGGGUUGGUUUACUUUUGGACAUGCUUCGUUUGCUCUGCUCUUCUUUUUCGGGCACAUUUGGCAUGGUGCUAGAACCUUGUUCAGAGAUGUUUUUGCUGGUAUCGACCCCGAUUUGGAUGCUCAAGUAGAAUUUGGAGCAUUCCAAAAACUUGGAGACCCAACGACAAGAAGACAAGCAGUCUGAUAGAACAUUCUUUUGUGCCUUUUCAACUUUUUUUUAUUGUUAUUUUAAUUUUACGUAGGGAACCGGGUAAAUCUGGAUUUGAAUCAUCACUUUUUUUACUCCUGCUCUUUUUCUUUAUCCGGGAUAUGGUCCUAAAUAAACAGGCAUGAAAGCUAUAAUUGUAAACCACGAUCAAAUCUAUGGAAGCAUUGGUUUAUACAUUCCUAUUAAUCUCUACUUUAGGAAUCAUUUUUUUCGCUAUC